GAGUGAUCGGCAGUCAGUGCUAAAAACCUUAACCAGCAACAAAAUUUACUCCGGUGAUACACUUUGAAUAUUGCUAAAACGCUAGAAAAUUGCUUAUCAAAUUCGCCGAGUUACCUGCAGAACACAUCAUCGAAUGCUGGCGUUGUCAUAGGUGUUAAACACAGCAACAACGCGACGAAUGGAAAAUCUGAAACAACAGUGGCAACGUAGGAGUAGUGAAAAAAUGCAGUUUAGCUGAAUUUCUUCUCGAAAAAAAUGUUAUUUCAUGUCUAAGCUCUAUGCGGACACAUAGUAGAGCUUCUGAAACGUAACAAGAAACAAUUCCAGAAAAUCUAUCAACCACAGCCAAGUGCCAUUACACAUUCCCAGAGUAUAAAAAAUCAAUUCAGCCGCAGGCCGAUUCCAUAUCAUUUAGACCAAUAUCAAUAGCAAGAAACAUUUUUGCUGCUAUGACCAACAUCAAGUAUGAACGCGUUAAACAAACGGUUGAUCAUGAACCACAGAAUGAGGAAAUCGAACUGGAAAGUGAGACUCAAAUGAGGAACCAUACCGCUUCGAAAGGACAUCAUCCGUACGUAGCGACCAGCCGUGAUACAGUGGCCAGAACAAUGGGCGUGAAGAAGAAGAGUUUUGCCAACACGAUCAUCGUUACAUUAUUCCUAAUAAUGUGCUACUUUACGCUCUCUAUAGGACUAACGUUCUAUCAGCGGCUUUUGCUGCAGGAGUUCAAAUUUCCCCUGAGUGUUGUAGUUUACCAUCUUUGCAUCAAGCUAGUCAUGUCCGCAGUGGUUCGUGCGAUAUACCGAUGUGUCACUAAGAAACCUCGUAUAGUGCUGGAUUGGAGAACGUCGAUUCGAAAGAUUUUACCCACCGGCCUGGCCAGUGGUAUCGACAUAGGGUUUUCCAAUUGGGGCCUGGAACUAGUGCAAAUAUCUUUAUAUACAAUGACCAAAUCAACCACGAUUGUGUUUAUCCUGAUAUUUGCUAUUCUAUUGAAGCUGGAAAAAAAGAGCUGGUCCUUGGGGGCCAUCGUAGUGAUGAUCUCGGGCGGCCUAUUUAUGUUCACGUACAAAUCGACCCACUUUGACGCCCUCGGGUUUUCCUUUCUACUGUUCGCUUCGCUGUCUAGUGGAAUUCGCUGGACCUUUGCCCAGUUAAUUAUGCAAAAGUCCAAACUAGGCUUACACAACCCUAUCGAUAUGAUGUUUCACAUGCAACCGUGGAUGAUUUUAGCGAUACUACCAUUUACCAUAGGUUUCGAGGGGCAACGCGUUUUGGAUGGUUUAGACAAGCUUCUUCAAACUCCCUCUGCCAUUAUAUUGGACAUGUGGCUUCGAAUUUCUGUGGGAGCAUUUAUUGCAUUUGUGAUGGAAGUUAGUGAAUUUUUGGUUUUGACAAACACUUCCAGUUUGACGUUGUCCAUAGCUGGAAUAUUUAAGGAAAUCUGCCAGCUGGUUUUGGCAGUAGAAGUAUAUGGUGACCAACUUAGCUUGUUAAACGUCCUGGGUCUGGUCAUGUGCCUCGGAGGUAUCUGCUGUCACGUGGUGCACAAAUUUUGGACAUAUACAGAGGAGCAAAAGACGGUUGAUGGAUCCGCAAAUUAUGACGAUGAAGAGGAUGAUAGCGGCUUAGUUACUAAAAAUGGACUAGCUCCAAAAUACAAUCCGAGUUUCGACAUGGUAACUGCUCGCUUCAAAACUGGUGCACAGCACAGACCGUUGUUGGAGAAUGAGAGUCGUGACGCUGAAGGGUCCGACCAUCUGGUAGUCAAUAAUAGGAACUACAUUUCCGACGAUAGUGAUCAGGGUGAUAAUGAAGCUCAGGACGUGCUGUUUGAUAUAUUAAAACGACGUGAGCGAUAAUCGUCAAAUUUUCCCAUAGAAUGCUGUGGUUUCGUUGUAUUAAUAAGUUACAUAUUUUACAUAGUACGCUUAUCGACAUCACUCUGAAACACCGCAUUAGCCAGUGAUAAUCUGCAUUUACAGGAUGCGAACUGAACGUGCUAAUUCCAUCUUUUGUUACAGGGUAUACAUUUUUACUGUUUAAAGUCAUCUCUUUAUAGAAAAACAGACGUUGGAUGCCUGGUAUUUUUUAUCAGGUACAUAACAAAUCGUACUAAGCUAACCUACUUUCUCGAUGUUAUAUAUUAAACAAGAUAUCGUACCCAGCAAGGCAUUUUUAUUGAUACCAGUACGUAUGAUGAACGAAUUGAUAAAUGUUAACAACCUUACCCAGCAUAGCCGGUAAUUUUGCGGCAGAAAAUAACUUGCUAAUAUAACCUGGUUAAUGUAAAGUCGUGAUAAAUAUCUACUUAGAUUAAUUUAAAGUUCGUCACACCACUUCGCCAUUCUGUUGUUUACCAGUACUGUUCCGUAUAACAUACCUUCCCACUUUCUUGUUGAUACUGUAGAGCGUCUUCAGGAUUCUAGAUUAUGUGCGGAUUACCUACAAUAUUGUAAAUGUAACAAAAUAGUGAAAUAAACUAGAGAUAUAUGGUGAUUAUUAUAA
Molecule: messenger RNA, 2508 nt
Organism: Wyeomyia smithii (pitcher-plant mosquito)
Lineage: Eukaryota; Metazoa; Arthropoda; Insecta; Diptera; Culicidae
Product: solute carrier family 35 member C2
Exons: 6
Coding region: 450-1862 (470 amino acids)
Biological process (GO): UDP-glucose transmembrane transport
Cellular component (GO): cis-Golgi network; Golgi apparatus; endoplasmic reticulum-Golgi intermediate compartment
Molecular function (GO): antiporter activity
Source: RefSeq, a predicted model, not a curated record